This is a messenger RNA of Condylura cristata (star-nosed mole), 948 nucleotides long. Its product is annotated as olfactory receptor 4C5-like. Gene Ontology annotation, cellular component: membrane. NCBI's taxonomy places the organism in Eukaryota, Metazoa, Chordata, Mammalia, Eulipotyphla, Talpidae. Bases 1 to 948 code for a protein of 315 amino acids. The transcript has a single exon. Gene Ontology annotation, biological process: G protein-coupled receptor signaling pathway. Gene Ontology annotation, molecular function: G protein-coupled receptor activity; olfactory receptor activity. The record is from RefSeq and is a predicted model, not a curated record.
AUGGAACAAAUGAACAACGUGACGGAGUUCAUCCUACUUGGUCUGACACAGAACCCAGAUGUUCAGAAACUUCUGUUUGUGGUGUUUACUGUCAUCUACUUCCUCACUCUGGCAGGCAACCUCAUGAUUGUAGUAACAAUUAACAGCAGCCCAUCCCUGGGCUCCCCCAUGUAUUUUUUUCUAUCAUUCUUGUCCUUCAUAGAUGGCUGCUGCUCUUCUACCAUGGCUCCCAAAAUGAUAUUUGAUUUCCUUGCAAAAAAGAAAACUAUUUCCUUCCACGGGUGCAUGACUCAGCUCUUUGCAGAGCAUUUCUUUGGAGGUGUUGAGAUCAUCCUGCUCACAGUGAUGGCCUAUGACCGCUACAUGGCCAUCUGCAAGCCCCUGCACUACUUGAUCACCAUGAACAGACGAGUCUGUGGCCUCCUGGUGGCCAUGGCCUGGGCAGGCGGAUUUCUUCAUGCUCUCAUUCAAAUUCUUUUUAUACUCUGGUUGCCCUUCUGUGGUCCAAAUGUCAUUGACCAUUUCAUCUGCGAUCUUUUUCCUCUGCUAAAGCUCUCCUGCACAGACACUCAUAUCUUUGGGCUGUUCGUUGCUGCCAACAGUGGGCUAAUGUGCAUGCUCAUUUUUUCUAUUCUCAUCACUUCUUAUGUCUUCAUCCUUUGCUCCCUAAGAACCCACAGCACCGAUGGAAAGUGGAAGGCUCUCUCCACCUGUGCUUCACAUGUUACUGUCGUCACCCUUUUCUUUGUGCCCUGUAUAUUUGUGUACCUUCGACCCAUGGUCACCUUCCCCAUUGAUAAAGCAGUGGCUGUGUUUUAUACAGUGAUAACACCCAUGUUAAAUCCAAUAAUCUAUACUCUCAGAAACACAGAGGUGAAAAACGCCAUGAGGAAGCUCUGGAGCCAAGGAGUAAUCUUGGCUAAUAGUUCAUGUGAGAAGAAAAGCUAA